UCCGGUACUUUUUUUUUUACUCUCUUGUAGAAUCUAGACUGCAGCAUCGCCAAAGUCGGAUAUUUCAUCAACUAUGUAAGGCAAGUGCAAGGCAUGGUCAACUUAUACUGCUAAAGAUCUAGACAUCUUCAUCAUGGGACAAGCAGCAUCAAAACAGGAGGCAUUCUGGGAAGCAUGUGGAUUUGGUCAUGCAGAUAAAGUCCGGAAAUUUCUAUCCGAUGGUGACAUUGAUGUCAAUUGGGUUUCCUACACACAUGAUUGCUGUCCUAUCCACGUGGCAUCUCAAGGGAAGCCAGCAAUUGUACAGAUGCUGUUAGAUGCUAAUUGUAAUGUGAACGUGAAAGAUAAUAGAGGAAACCUGCCAAUCCACCACGCUGCUAUGAAAGGUCACUCUGAUAUCAUGAAAACACUGAUAGACGCUGGAUCUGAGAUCAACACACAGGACAAGAAUGGCUGGACACCUCUUCAUUGUGCAAGUUAUUGGGGACAUCUCGAAGCUGUCCAAGUGCUAGUGAAGCAAGGUGCAGAUGUCAACACAAAAAAUAAGGAUGAGCGAACAGCAUUACAUGAAACAGCAAGGUCUCAGGACUACCAUGAGGAAAGGCUUGGAGGGAUAGCUAACAUUCUCAUAGAUGCGGGGUCUGAUGUAAAUGCUAAAAGUAGUGACUUGGGAGAGGCCGAUUUCACUGGUCUCAUGUUUGCCGCCUACCACAACCAUCCUGAAGUUGCCUUAGCAUUUACAAACAAUGGCUGUGAUAUCAACGCAUACGGAACUAACGGCUGGACGGCGUUACACUGGGCUGUUGACCGAGACAAUGAGGAAAUGUUGUAUGUUCUAUUAGAGGAAGGAGUGGACCCUACAAAACGUGCUGUGCGAGGUGAGCUGGCAUCAGAUCGUACUUCCAGGCAAGAUCUCAAAGAUGUCCUAAUGAAUGCUGUCAACAUGUUUAAUGAACUUGCUGGUCUUGAAGAACACAAAAAAACAAAGGAAGCAAAUGUGAUGGAACUGCCAACAAAUCAGAUGAAGAGAAAUGAAAAAGAUCUCCCAAAAUCUGAGGAAAAAUCUUCCGAAAACGAGACUGUAACAGAAAAAAUGGAAAAUUCAGAGGAAAAGAGUGAUGUUUCAUCAGAAAUCACAGACUGUGCAACUGAAACCAGUAACAGUGAGGAUUUAAGUGCAAUAGAGGAAAUGGCAGAGCCUACGGACUCAGGAAAUAAUUCCAGUGACAAGGGAGAUAACUUGUGCAAUAAUCUGAUAAAUAUUUCUGACGCUGCAAUUGAGAAUACGAUAGAGAAAACUGAGAAAUUAGACAUCAACAAAGAAGAUGAAUGAUAAUUUAUAAAUCUAGAGAUAAUUCCUUGGUGAAAAGAUUUUUUACCUGAAAUUCAUAAAAGAACAAAACAAUCUUUUUGCAAUGAGACCAUGUAUGGAUUUUAAUAUUUGAUGAAAUAUUACACAAAACAAAUAAGCUAAUAUGAUCUAAUUUAUAUACACAUCUUUGUACUUUUAUAUUAUGUCUGAAAGUACACUAGUUUUUUUCUUUCUUUUAAAAUUUCAAAAUCUGUAUAAACAUUGAAUUACUUGUACUGUAAUCAUGAGGAAAUUUAGAAGAUAUUAUUCAAUAUAUAGGAUACAUGUGUAUGAUAACUAAAUGAUCAAAAUUUGAGGAAUUCAAUGGAAAUAUAAAAAUCAGUUUUAGUUACUUUUCAUUAUUAUCUUUCCCCUUGUACAAAGUUGAUGAUUAUAAAGCAACAAAUAUGUUUUUUUUUGGCUUAGGCAUCCUUCCUCUACAUGUAGUUCCAUUGACAAACCUUGUUCUUGCGAGCAGCAAAGACACACAACUGUUUAAGUGUCUGGUCAGUGUGUGUUAUAUGUUUAUAUAACCAAAAUAGGUCUUCUGCAUAAUGUCAAUAAUGACUUGAAUGACAUACAGCCCAACCGUCACCAUAUUCCAUAGUAAUGUAUAAUGCUGCUUGUAGUUAAUUAUGUCACUAACAUGUUUGUCCUCCAAAGUCGAGAUUUAUCAUCAGUACCUUCUUCUCUUAAAAGUCAAUUCUAAAUCAGUGAUGUGUGUAUGGAUAAAUACCUAAAUCUUACUAAAACUCUUUUGUCACACCAAGGAGAAAACACAUUAUAUAUAUAAUUCAUUUUAAAAUUUCAAGAGGCUGCAUUUUUUAUUUUGAUAAAAUUGCUUUAAAAAUGAAACAUGUGAGAGUUAUGUAAAGAUGAUGAAUGAUGGACACAAUUGAGAUGUUAUUUCUCAGGAGUAAUGCUGUAAUGCUUCUUAAUGUUCGAAAAGUCACGUCUCGCAUUAACUUGGGGAAAAGGCACUCGAAUUAAUACGCUAUUAAUACACAAAGCACACUAUCAUGACUGGAAAACCGAGAUCUCUACUUUGGAAAGUCUUCGCACACUGGAGAUGAUUUGACUUUAAAAUUAUUUUACAGCAUCAGGGAUAUUGUAACUACUGUUACAAUUGUUACAAUAUCCCUGAUAUCACAUGAAAUAGUAGAUCUAAUUUUAUUUGAAAAAAGAAAUGAUUUAAAAAAAAGAUUUGAUAAGUAUUUAAGAUGAAAAGAUAAUUUAAUGUGCUGUCAAUCUUUACAUGAAGUUCUAAUGGAGAUGCUCCUACUUUUAUUAUUGGGUAUAGAAAUACAAGUGUUUGUUUGCUGGGUUUGUUGCCUCAGUGAACAGCCAGGGUCAUUCUGAGGCAGGGUCUCCUUGUAGUAGUUGGUGACUACCUCACCGAAACAAUAAACGGGAGGCCCGUCGCAUGCCAUCCAUAGCAAUUAUCGUAAAGUGUCUUACCCAUGGACUUGUACAACCAAGACAACACAGACUGAUCCAUUUCUCAGCUUCCUGUGAAACAGGAGCGUCGUACAUAAGGUUAAAACUCAGAAGUGAGAAGAUUGUUAAGUAUUAUGUGGUUAUGAACAAAAUUAUGCCAGAAAUGAAAAAUAAUAAUUAACUUGUAUCACAAUCUUAAUUGGAAAUAACAUGAUCAGUUCAUAACCAUGUACAUUUGUAAUUAUCAUCAAAUAUCUCGAGAGUGACUGUGUGAACAUGUCUUUGUAAUAUGUACGUAUUUAAUAUUUAUAUAUGACAGAUAAACAAAUUCCUUUGCUUUUUUUUUGUUAUGAUGAAGCCAGUACAAUUACUGAUAUCUCCUGUAUGUAUCCUACAUUUGUAUCAUACUGGAAUUGCCUUUUGCUGACUUCCUGGAGAAGAGGACAGUCUCUAUUGUCUUAUAAACAAGUAAAAUGUGA
This is a messenger RNA of Pecten maximus, 3267 nucleotides long. RefSeq names its product poly [ADP-ribose] polymerase tankyrase-2-like. Bases 134 to 1333 code for a protein of 399 amino acids. Gene Ontology annotation, molecular function: protein binding. The record is from RefSeq and is a predicted model, not a curated record. Lineage: Eukaryota; Metazoa; Mollusca; Bivalvia; Pectinida; Pectinidae. The transcript is spliced from 10 exons.